Molecule: messenger RNA, 827 nt
Organism: Cuculus canorus (common cuckoo)
Lineage: Eukaryota; Metazoa; Chordata; Aves; Cuculiformes; Cuculidae
Gene: SLC25A40
Product: solute carrier family 25 member 40
Exons: 9
Coding region: 1-825 (274 amino acids)
Biological process (GO): mitochondrial transmembrane transport
Source: RefSeq, a predicted model, not a curated record
AUGGUCAUUUUAUUGAAAAAGAAUAAACACACGAUAAAUGCUGUAAUGUUUUAUGUGGCAGAGGCCAAAAUCCGAUCUCAUAUGCCUUUUGGUAUGCCACUUGUAAAAGAGCUUUCUUUCAUUUUAGUAACUCCUCUUGAUAUUAUCAAAAGUCGACUUCAAGUGCAAAGCAAUGCAGUCCCCAGAGGAAGGUGUUUUGUAUAUGAAAAUGGCCUUAUGGAUCGUAUAUGCGUUUGUGAGAAUGGGUACAGCCAAGCAUGGUAUAAGAAACCUGGUCGUCUCAAAGGGACAAUGGAUGCAUUUCUGAAAAUUAUUCAAAGAGAGGGAGUAAAAUCACUGUGGAGUAGACUUCCCCCGACAUUAAUAACGGCACUUCCUACCACAGUAAUCUAUUUUACCUGCUAUGACCAAUUGAGUGAAGCUCUGAAAUCUAGACUGAGAAAGGAAGAUGAACGCAUUCCAGUUCUUGCAGGUUCCUUAAGCAGAGUUGGUUCCAUUACUGCAGUGAGCCCCCUGGAGUUGAUCAGAACUAGAAUACAGUAUCACAAGUUGUCCUACAAGCAACUAUGCAUCAGCAAUGAAGUGGCUACAAAUGGAUGGCUUUCUCUGUGGAGAGGCUGGACUUCUACUAUUCUCUGCGUAUAUGAAGUGACAUGGAAAGGCCCUGGCUCAUUUGAAAAAAAAAAUGGGAUUUCUGGAUUAUUUGCUGGUAUUACUCCACGGCUGUGUGGAGUUGCUCCUGCUUCUGAGAUAAUGAUCAGCACAUAUGAAUAUGGAAAGUCCGUCUUUUCUCAUGUAAAUGAAAAAAUAAAUCAAUGUCCUUAGUU